This is a messenger RNA of Penicillium robsamsonii, 1797 nucleotides long. Its product is annotated as MDR family MFS transporter. The record is from RefSeq and is a predicted model, not a curated record. Gene Ontology annotation, biological process: transmembrane transport. Gene Ontology annotation, molecular function: transmembrane transporter activity. NCBI's taxonomy places the organism in Eukaryota, Fungi, Ascomycota, Eurotiomycetes, Eurotiales, Aspergillaceae. The coding region runs from base 1 to 1797 and encodes 598 amino acids. The transcript is spliced from 4 exons.
AUGAGUGAGCGCCAUCAACCAGACUCCUCGAGCAGUAAUACAGAUCUCGAUCAACCCCAAGCGGAGAAGCCCCUUGAUACACGCGCCGAACAGGAAACGGUAGCCGACCAACCUGAUGCGGAGAAUGUGACGGAAAAGACAACGGAGGGUGCGCCUUUGGAUCGCGCACCCUCACAGGCAGCGAAAAUGGGCAAGAAGAAGAUCAUAGUCGUGAUGACGGCGCUUUGUUUGGCGCUAUUCUUGGCAGCUUUGGAUAUGACUAUUAUUUCCACGGCCCUCCCCACUAUCGCCGCGCAGUUCGGUGCCUCCGAGAGCGGUUUCUCAUGGAUCGCAUCGUCAUAUCUCCUCGCAAAUGCCGCCUGCAUCCCCCUGUGGGGCAAGAUCAGUGAUAUCUGGGGAAGAAAGUCUAUUAUUGUCUUGGCAAAUGUUGUCUUUCUAGUUGGCAGUUUGAUCUGUGCCUUGGCACAUAAUAUGGCCACCAUCCUCGCAGGUCGGGCGAUUCAGGGUGUCGGUGGUGGUGGUAUUAUUAUCCUGGCGAAUAUCAGUGUUUCGGAUCUCUUCAGCUUGAGAGAUCGCCCGAUGUACUAUGGUCUUUUCGGUGCAGUCUGGGCUGUCGCAGGCGCUCUUGGUCCGGUUGUAGGUGGAGCGUUCACUACAAAUGUGUCUUGGCGCUGGUGUUUCUGGCUCAACCUUCCUGUCGGAGGUGUCUCACUGUGUAUCCUUAUCCUCUUCCUUCACAUUGAGUCGCCCAAGACUCCCUUCUGGGCUGGUGUGCGCUGCAUUGAUUGGACAGGAACAUUCUUGAUCAUCGGUGGAACCCUGAUGUUCCUCUUCGGGUUGGAGUUCGGAGGCGUCAACUAUCCCUGGGCCUCACCUACUGUCAUUUGCCUGAUUGUCUUUGGCGUGCUCACUUGGGCGCUGGCAAUGUUCCUGGAAUGGAAGGUUGCCAAGUUCCCGAUUAUUCCCCCACGGCUGUUCAACGAGUGGUACAACAUCCUCAUCCUGCUCGUUUGUUUCUGCCACGGUGCCACCUUCAUCGCCGCUACCUACUAUCUGCCGCUUUACUUCCAAACAGUCAUCCAGUCAACUCCCAUCAUGAGUGGUGUGUACGUCUUGCCCCUGGUUCUGUCUCUUGCCCUCGGCUCCGCGGGUACGGGUGUCGUUAUGAAAAAGACUGGCCGUUACCGCGAGCUGAUUAUCGGUGGUAUGUCCUGCAUGGCCCUUGGAUUCGGUCUUUUCAUCGAUCUCAAGCCCUACGCUUCAUGGCCCCGUAUCAUCAUCUACCAGUUAAUCGCCGGUAUCGGUAUUGGUCCCAACUUCCAGGCACCUUUGGUCGCUUUCCAGGCCAACAUUCGCCCCUCCGACAUGGCCACAGCAACAGCCACUUUCGGCUUCAUCCGUCAACUUUCCACGUCGAUGUCCGUCGUUCUGGGCACCGUCAUUUACCAAAACAUCAUGAGCAAACAAUCAGCCGAGAUUAUCGCUGCGGUCGGCCCCAAGACCGCUGCGAUUGUUUCUUCUUCCUUUGGCGGCGCCUCCAAGUCCCUCCUCCAGAGCCUUACUCCCUCCCAGCGCACGGUCAUCCUAGGCGCCUACACACAUUCCCUGAACCGCAUGUGGAUCUUCUAUACUUGCAUUGCUUGUACUGGCCUUAUUCUCGCUUUGUUCAUCCGCCCUCGUGAGCUGACUCGCCAUCACACGGUCCAGAAGACGGGUCUUGCUGAGCAAGAGCGUGCCCGUCAGGAGCGUGUCGAUUCUGAGCGCAAUGCUGCGUCGAAGCCUGAAAUCGAGGUUUAA